This is a messenger RNA of Sesamum indicum (sesame), 1173 nucleotides long. RefSeq names its product proteasome subunit beta type-6. Gene Ontology annotation, molecular function: threonine-type endopeptidase activity. Gene Ontology annotation, cellular component: proteasome core complex; cytoplasm. The record is from RefSeq and is a predicted model, not a curated record. NCBI's taxonomy places the organism in Eukaryota, Viridiplantae, Streptophyta, Magnoliopsida, Lamiales, Pedaliaceae.
GGCCAAUCCGCAUUUAUUGGAAAUUGAGGGGGCGAACUGGUUACUACUCUUUACACACAUCAACCAGCGCCUUCUUUCCCUGCACGAAACUCCGGUUUUGUUCCACUCUCCUUCUUCCAGAAGUCGUUAGGGAUUCAAUUCUCUGCUGUUAGACUACUCCUGUGUAAGCUCAUUAAUCGAUAUCCCUUGUAAGCAUCAUGGACGGGAUUUCCGGCGAUCUGAACGCUCCACACUCGAUGGGGACUACCAUAAUCGGCGUCACCUACAACGGCGGCGUUGUUCUGGGCGCCGACUCUCGCACAAGCACCGGGAUGUAUGUGGCGAAUAGGGCAUCCGAUAAGAUCACUCAGUUGACAGAUAAUGUCUACAUCUGCCGCUCUGGUUCGGCAGCAGAUUCACAGAUUGUUUCAGAUUAUGUUCGCUACUUUCUCCAUCAACACACGAUACAGCUUGGCCAGCCUUCAACUGUAAAAGUUGCUGCAAACCUCGUCAGAUUAUUAUCCUAUAAUAACAAGAACAUGUUGCAAACUGGCCUGAUUGUUGGUGGAUGGGAUAAGUAUGAAGGGGGUAAAAUUUAUGGAAUACCACUGGGAGGAACUGUUUUAGAGCAGCCUUUCACUAUUGGAGGGUCUGGCUCUACCUAUUUGUAUGGUUUCUUUGAUCAAGUUUGGAAGGAAGGAAUGACUCAAGAUGAAGCUGAGAAACUGGUCGUGAAAGCAGUAUCUCUUGCCAUUGCUCGGGAUGGUGCCAGUGGUGGGGUUGUUCGAACUGUGACUAUUAACAAAGAUGGGGUCACUAGGAAGUUUUACCCUGGGAACACCCUCCCUUUAUGGCAUGAAGAAUUGGAGCCGAAGGAUUCAAUGUUGGAUAUAUUGUCAUCAGCCAGUCCUGAACCAAUGGUCAGUUGAAGGAAAGAUCAUUCACCAAAAAUGUUAGUGGCAUUUGCUGCCACACUCUUCGCUCAUCAACGCGUUAACAAACUGGACUUUGUAUGUCAGUUGUAACUUCAGUUUGUUCCCCUAAAAUUUGAUCAAGUUUCUUUCUCUUGAUAGUUGAAGUUUGAUUCUCUGGAUAGCCUUUUCUGUUACAACAAUUGAAUUUCUACCUAUGCUUUUCAGCGACUCAUCACCAUCUGCUACAUUAUUAUAAUAUUAGGAAAAAUUUAGAUCUUCA